AUGGAGGUGCCGCCUGCGCCCCGCCUUCCCGCCGCGGGCGCCCCGCCGGCGGCCGUGGCCGAGGUGCGCUGCCCUGGCACCGCGCCGCUGCGCCUGCUCGAGUGGAGGGUGGCGGCGGGCGCGACUGUGCGCAUCGGCUCGGUGCUGGCCGUGUGCGAGGCCGCCGCCUCGGCGCAGCCCGCCGGGCCCGCCCCGGCCCGCGCCGCUUCGGGGGGCUGCGUGCGCGCGGCGCGGGCCGAGCGCAGGCUCAGGUCGGAGCGCGCCGGCGUGGUGCGGGAGCUCUGCGCGCAGCCGGGCCAGGUGGUGGCCCCUGGGGCGCUUCUGGUGACACUGGAAGGAUGCAGCCACCCGGUCGUCAUGAAGGGCUUGUGUGCGGAGUGUGGCCAGGACCUGACCCAGCUGCAGAGCAAGAAUGGCGAGCAGCAGGUGCCGCUGUCCACAGCAACCGUGUCCAUGGUCCACAGUGUGCCAGAGCUGAUGGUGAGCUCUGAGCAAGCUGAAAAACUUGGAAGGGAAGAUCAGCAAAGACUACAUCGAAACAGAAAACUAGUCCUCAUGGUUGAUUUGGACCAGACCUUAAUUCACACGACAGAGCAACACUGUCCACAGAUGUCAAACAAAGGCAUCUUCCACUUCCAGCUGGGUCGGGGUGAGCCGAUGCUGCACACCCGCUUGCGCCCGCACUGCAAGGACUUCCUGGAGAAGAUCGCCAAGCUGUACGAGCUGCAUGUCUUCACCUUCGGCAGCCGGCUGUACGCACACACCAUUGCAGGCUUUCUAGACCCUGAGAAGAAGCUUUUUUCCCACCGGAUCUUGUCGAGGGAUGAGUGCAUCGACCCGUUUUCUAAGACAGGAAAUCUGCGAAACCUCUUUCCCUGCGGGGACUCCAUGGUCUGCAUCAUCGAUGACCGAGAAGAUGUCUGGAAGUUCGCCCCCAACCUGAUAACUGUGAAGAAGUAUGUGUAUUUCCCAGGCACAGGCGACGUGAACGCACCCCCUGGGCACCGGGAGUCUCAGGCGAGGAAGAAAGUAAACCAUUCUUCUAAAGGCGCCGAUGUCUUGGAACCAGCCCCGUCUGUGAAAGAGCCCGAGGAGGGCAGACCCGUUGCCGGGGCAGAGCGGAGCAAUGGCCUGGGGAAGCCCACCCGAGAGGUGAAUGGCAGUGAGGCUGCACUGGGAGCGUCUCCCAGCAAAGCAGAUGAGAGGGACGCCUGGCCCUGUCCCCGGGCCCCUGGUGGCCGUGAGCUGGCCGAGGCUCCCGAGCCCCAAGCCCAAGCCUCCUGUGAACAGGGAGGCCGGACCUCACCAGGGGCCCAGCCCACACAGGGCGCCUCCAGCCCGGAGUUGGAUUUUGACUUGUCCAGUGACAGCGAGAGCAGUGAGUCGGAAGGCCCCAAGUCGUCCUCCUCGACCUCUGAGGGGGAGAGUGAGAGGAGGAGCCGAAAGAGACCUGCAGCUGCCCGCGAUGGCGCCAAAGCCGCACAGCAGGGAGGUCCGCCUGACACGGGCGGGGAGAGACUGGCAGGGGCAGGCCCCCCUGGAGAGCCAGGGCCCAGAGUCCACACACAGGACAAAGGGCCAGACCUGGACGGGCAGGAGGAGGGUGAGCGAGACGGCCUCUGUGGCCUGGGCAAUGGCUGUGUGGACAGGAAGGAGGCAGAGACGGAGUCCCAGAAUAGCGAGCAGUCGGGCAUCACCGCCGGCGAGUCCCUAGACCAGAGCAUGGAGGAGGAGGAGGAGGACACGGACGAGGACGACCACCUGAUCCACCUGGAGGAGAUCCUGGUGCGUGUGCACAGGGACUACUACUCCAGGUACGACAGGUACCUCAACCAGGAGCUCGCGGAGGCUCCGGACAUACGCAAGAUCGUGCCAGAGCUCAAGAGCAAGGUGUUGGCGGACGUCGCGGUGAUAUUCAGUGGCUUGCACCCAACCAACUUCCCUGUGGAGAAGACCCGUGAGCACUACCAUGCCACGGCCUUGGGGGCCAGGGUCCUCACCCAGCUGGUGCUGAGCCCCGACGCCCCUGACAGGGCCACCCACCUGAUCGCAGCACGGGCUGGCACGGAGAAGGUGCGGCAGGCACAGGAGUGCAGGCACCUGCACGUGGUCAGCCCCGACUGGCUGUGGAGCUGCCUGGAGCGCUGGGACAAGGUGGAGGAGCAGCUCUUCCCGCUCACGGAGGACGACGCCCGGGCACACAGGGAGAACAGCCCUACAGCCUUUCCUGACAGGCACAGCCUGCUUCCAGCAGCCUUGUUCCACCCCACGCCCGUCCACCCCAAGGCCCAGCCUGGCCCCGAGGUCCGGAUCUAUGACUCCAACACAGGGAAGCUUAUCAGGACAGGUGCCCAGGGCCCUACACCAGCACCCGCCGGCUCCCUGCCUGUCCACGGGGAGUCGUCCUCCUUCAGAGCCGUCCAGCCGCAGCAGCCGCAGAUGUUUGGUGAAGAGCUGCCUGACGUGCGGGACGGAGAACGGCCCAGCCCUGCUAGGAGGAAGCGGCAGCCCAGCAUGUCGGAGACCAUGCCGCUGUACACACUGUGCAGGGAGGACCUGGAGAGCAUGGACAAGGAGGUGGAUGACAUCCUCGGGGAAGGCAGUGACGACAGCGACAGUGAGAAGAGGAGGCCAGAGGAACAGGAUGAGGACCGGGAGGGUGCAGCACGGCCCCGGGAGCCCAAGGCCCCCAGCGCCCAGAGGGGCCCACCGCUGGGACCAGCCUCGUCCAGCGACCGGAGCACUGCGGGCGCCCGCGGUCCCAGAGGCCACAAGAGAAAGCUGAAUGAGGAGGACGCGGCCAGCGAGUCCAGCAAGGAGUCCAGCAACGAGGACGAGGAGGGCAGCAGCUCCGAGGCGGACGAGAUGGCGGCGGCGCUCGAGGCGGAGCUGAAUGAGCUCAUGUGACCGGCCGCCCCGCCCCCCCCCCCCCC
Molecule: messenger RNA, 2933 nt
Organism: Marmota flaviventris (yellow-bellied marmot)
Lineage: Eukaryota; Metazoa; Chordata; Mammalia; Rodentia; Sciuridae
Gene: Ctdp1
Product: CTD phosphatase subunit 1
Cellular component (GO): nucleus
Molecular function (GO): RNA polymerase II CTD heptapeptide repeat phosphatase activity
Source: RefSeq, a predicted model, not a curated record